AAUCCAGGAAGUCACCUUCGUCAAGCCGGCAGUUAGGGAGUUUGAACAAGACAUAAUGGCUAAAGCUGUCUUUCGGUGUGUGGAAUGUAGCGAGGACGCGGUCGAGCUUCACAGAGAUUACAGUAAUGGGAUUUUGAAGAUAACCAUAUGCGAGUCUUGCAAGAAGCCCGUGGACAAGUACAUUGAAUAUGACCCAGUCAUAAUCCUGAUAGAUGCCAUUCUAUGCAAAACCCAAGCUUUUAGGCACAUUCUGUUCAACACUACCCUGAACAUCCACUGGAAGUUGUGUGUGUUCUGCCUGCUAUGCGAGGCCUACCUGAGGUGGUCUCAGCUGCACGUAUCUGAGCCCAGUAACAGCGACCCCUCGGACAUCAUCAGAUACACCAAGGAGUGGAACUUCUACGCCAUGUUUGGCCUGGCCACUCUUGAGCUGUGUGUGUUCUGCGCGGGGGUGCUGUGCUUGCUGUGGUUGUCAGGGAGGCUGCGUUGCCGCGGCGCCGAGACGGCUCGUCUGCUCCGAGCCCUGAUGCUGUCCUCCUACGGCAAGGUCCUGCUUGUCCCCGCCGUCAUCUGGGAGCACGACCAUUCCCCGCUCUGCUUCACCCUCAUCAAGCUGUUCGUCCUCACCUCCAACUCCCAGGCCAUCCGGGUAAUCCUAAACUGUAGCAGGAGGCUGUCCCUACUGGCGGUGUGUGUGGGCCUGCUGUGUGAGACCGGCUUGGCCCAGGCUUUCCAGAAGGUUCCCUGGAGCCUCCAGGACACCCUGGCAUUGCACUGACUUCUGACCUGCCGCAGCCAUUCCCUGAGAAGGGCUUACAAUAUCUUUUGAUUGGCUGAUAGGCCUGAAAGGAACUUUUUUGAUUGUCUGGUUUGAAUCCUUUUAAGGUCUUCUCAUACUAGAAGCGAGUGGCGUGUGUUCCCUUAGCUUCAGCCACCUGCCACAGAGCCAACAGCUGACUGAUAUGGGUCAGACUGCACUAUCAAGCAGAACCCAGUGGACCAAACUCCAGAAAUAACUCUGCCUGUCUGGAAUUUGCCAUCUAUUUGAAUGAAUGUUCCCUUGCUGAGUUAGUCUGGGAGGACAAGAACCAUACUCCCUGGAUUGUCACAAAAAACAUCACUUAAUGAAUGAACUGUGUGCACCUACCUACGUGCAAGUGAGUUAAUGCAGGUCUGCUAAACUGUGAGAGAGAAGAAGGACCUAAUUGAUCCAACAACAGCCUCUGUGUCUAGGCCUCGAGCCUGGCUGGUGAGCUGCCAUUCCGGAGGUUACCUGAAGUCAGAAAUGUAAAAAAUGUCUACUUUUACAAGUUGGUGGGCUGUGAAUGUAACAUUUGUGUGUGCGCGCUGAAGAGCUUGAGGGGCUAGUAUAAAUGUGGAAUUCCACAGGUAUUGCCCUCACCCUGAAUCUGAACUGUGAAAGAGGGCAAUGUUCGCUUAGUUAUAAUCUUGCUGUGAUUAACGCAAGUAGCCGAGGAAUGAUGAACGUGUGGAGACAGAGAGAGGUGACUUGACGUGCAUGUCCAUGGAUAACUGAUCGUGUGUUGGGAAGUGCAUAACUCCUCACCAGAACCAGAUGCAGAGUUUCACCUCACUGGGGGAAACGAACAUUCUCUGAAAACGCUUUUGUUCUCCUCAAACAUGGUCCUCCGUGUCCAUAUGAUCUAUACAUAAUGUACUUUUAUUUUAUUUGGUGAUAUCUGUAAUUGUGAAAGACAGCAUUUUUUCUACUGUUUCUGCCUGUGUGAAUUCCUGCCAGAUGUCUGUUUGAGAGGAAUGCUAGGAUUCAUAGUGAACCCACAAGAUGAAACAGCUCAUCAGAUCACAUGGGGAACACUCCAGCUUGGAAUGUUUGGUUUGGUGUUCUGAGGUUCAGAGUUGGGCCCUGGUUGGAACAGUAGAGAUGCUGUUGCCAGUGUAAACUUGUGAACCCCUUCAAACUAUUUAUCUUAAAUGAGCAUCUGAUUUAUGGUCCAAAAUAUCACAGAUUGAGUUCAAGUUAAUAACUAUACUACUAUACAGUACACAAUAUCCAAUACAUUUUCACUGUAUAAACAGACAUUGUUGCCGAUGUAGUAAACAUUUAAUGAAUAUCUGUGGAUUUGUCUGCACAUUGCUGUGGUACAAAACGUCAUGUUUGGUGCAUACCUUUGCAUUUCUUACCUGUCUUGACUUACUGAAGUGUUAAGUUGGACUGUAAACUAUCAGCACCAACUCUAGUAUAGCUUAACUGUUACUCUAAGAUUAUUUAUUUUACUGCACUGCUUCGAGUAAAGCUUUGGAUGACCUUGCACUCAAAUACUCUGGAUAGGAUACGAUCCUUAAUGAAAUCGGCAAGGGUCUAAAACAGGCUGUAAGAUUGAAAAAGUUAGUUAUUUGAUCUGUGCUCAAGCUUGUCUAAGCCUGCCCAUUGCUACCCAUGCUGCUUGUUUUGGUGCAUCCAUGGUGGUAGUGAUUCUGCGGUGCAUCCAUGAUGAUGGUGGCAAGUUGUACAAUAGCUAAGCUGGCCAAUCCCAUGGUGAGUGACGCAUACCUUGGAUUUGCUGUCAAUCAAGAUUAUGUUUAAUCUGCUGCGAUCUCCUAAACAGGUGCUUGGGCAGGGAAGACAGAACCACAUUCCAAAAGGGCAGUACUGAAUGUGUUAGCCAAUAUUUACACACACACAAUCUGUUUAGCGCACAUAAUCUGAGGACUAGUGUCCUGUGUCUGUAUUAAGUCUGGGAAUGGGUUCACCAAAAAUGACAUUCAGAUAGAGAGCUAGAUAUUUACACCACCAGUGACAGAGCCCC
Messenger RNA from Hypomesus transpacificus, 2789 nucleotides. It is a transcript of the gene arv1, whose product is annotated as ARV1 homolog, fatty acid homeostasis modulator. Bases 56 to 778 code for a protein of 240 amino acids. Lineage: Eukaryota; Metazoa; Chordata; Actinopteri; Osmeriformes; Osmeridae. The record is from RefSeq and is a predicted model, not a curated record. The transcript has 5 exons. Gene Ontology annotation, cellular component: cortical endoplasmic reticulum; Golgi apparatus. Gene Ontology annotation, biological process: intracellular sterol transport; sphingolipid metabolic process; sterol metabolic process.